Messenger RNA from Talaromyces amestolkiae, 792 nucleotides. RefSeq lists its product as uncharacterized. The record is from RefSeq and is a predicted model, not a curated record. Bases 1 to 792 code for a protein of 263 amino acids. The transcript has 2 exons. NCBI's taxonomy places the organism in Eukaryota, Fungi, Ascomycota, Eurotiomycetes, Eurotiales, Trichocomaceae.
AUGCCUGAAGAGGCAUUCCAGAACAGCCAGCUGGUUAUCGAGUGCUUUCAUUCUGAAGGACUAACACUCACUGGCGCCGCUGCUGCAAAUCUGUCCUACAUGUCGCAGUUCAUCCUUCUUGCCACAGCUUGUGGUCGAACAAUUGCUCAUGGUCAACAAUCCGCGGUGGAACAAACCUACGGCGAUCCGCUACAAAGCUUUAUGGACCGGCACGAGUGGCUUGACACCCUGCUCAGCCAGCGCCUGCAGGCUAUUUCCCCGAUUUCGCGGCCCAGAGACCCUCUAUUUUUCUUUUCACAUAUGAUGGCUCAAUGCACAAUUCUGAAGCUAUACAAGGUCCUUCAAUGCAAUUUUAGCAGCGUGAACGAUCCAGACUCAAAAAUGCUAUUGGAAUACCGGCAACGUGCAAUAGCAGCUGCUGAUAAGAUUGUCGGCUACGCGGGACAUUUAGAUCAAUUCAAUUUAUUCAAAGUUCACCCGUUUACUCCAUUUACCAUCUAUCUUUGCGCCGAUUUCUUUCUCAGCAAUAUUAAUAUAGAUCCUGUUUUUGAGAUACAUUACCUCGAAAUGACACAAGUUCUAUGUGACCUAGCAAGCAUGAACCAACUAGCUGAGUACUGUACGGAUCUCUUGACGUCUGAGAGCACGGCGAGCGAAUUUAGGCCGUGGAAAACCGAAAAGACUGACGCUAUUGAUAUCAUGGACACUGUUCCAUUGUUGGAGAUGGAUGACUGUCAGUUUUCCACGGAAGAUAUACAAGCUUUUGAGGCUUUCGCGUCGUCCCUAAACUAG